AUGUUCAACACUGUCUUUUGCAGCUUCAAUAUUCGUUGCAACCAACAAGACAUGCAUGCUCUCUUAAACUUCAAGCAAGGAGUAACAGAUCCAACAGAUGUCCUUUCAUCAUGGACCACUAAAAUAGAUUGUUGUAAUUGGAAAGGAGUAAUAUGUAGCAACAUCACUAGUAGAGUCACUGGAAUCUCUCUCCCAUGUUCUACAACUCUUAUUACAAGUUACAGGGACGAAGAAGCGUUACAAUUUGAUUAUCAGCAUAAUCAUAAUUGUCAAAAUCUAUCUAUACCUACUUCUCGUCAGUGUGUCAACUCUUCAACUCUUCGUUAUCUUGAUUUAUCAUUAAAUCGGAAUCUUGUUAUCAAUAACCUUAAAUGGCUUCCCUACAUUUCCUCACUGGAAUAUCUUAUCCUCGAUGAUAAUGAUCUUAGCAAAGAAACUAAUUGGCUUUCAUUAGUGACUAUGCUUCCAUCACUUUCAUUCCUUAGUUUGGGUAAUUGUCAGCUUACAGACUUGAGUUUGUCUCUCCAGUAUGCUAAUUUUACUGCCCUCCAAGAUCUUUAUCUUUCAUACAAUGAAUUCAAGUCAGAGUUACCUAAGUGGCUAUUCAAUCUUAGUUCCACUAUCUAUUCUUUACACUUUAGCUCAAAUUCUUUAGUAGGACAUCUACCUAAGGAUUUGUUAAAUCUUCGAGAACUGGAAGACCUGGUUAUGCCAACCAAUAACUUUGAUGGACCCAUUCCAGAUUGGUUUGGUGAAUUCAAACAUUUAAAAACUCUUGAUCUUGAAGAAAACAUGUUUUCUGGAUCUAUUCCUACAAAUUUGGGAAAUCUAUCAACCUUGAUUGUGUUAGAUGUUGCCUCAAAUCCAUUGACAGGAGUUGAAUUAGUAUUUGGGUUUUCAAAUCCCGACCUUCCUGCAUGGUUGUAUACACAACGAUCUGUUGAAACUUUAGCUAUAGUUGGAUCAUCAUUUGAGGCUUCAGACAAAUUUUGGAAUUUUGUAUCAACAAUAGCUGAAGUCCAAGUACAUGGUUGCUUGCCUCAAUUAUCACCAAACGUGGUUUCUGUCGUGUUAUCAAAUAAUUCAUUAUCAGGAGAAUUGUCUCGCCUCUUAUGUGGUCAUAAUGUGUCGAAUGGGAAAAACAAUUUGUUGUAUUUGGACAUAUCAUCGAAUAAUCUAUCUGGAGGACUAACGAAUUGUUGGAAGAACUGGAAAUCUUUGGUUGCUAUUCACUUGGGAAGCAAUAAUCUAUCAGGAAAGAUACCUUCAUCACUAGGCUUCUUAUCUAAUCUCAACUCACUCCAUUUGCAUGAGAAUAAACUACAUGGUCAGAUUCCUCUCUCAUUGCAAAAUUGUCGCUCUCUAUUGGUCUUUAAUGUUCGCAAUAACCAAUUAUCAGGAAAUAUACCACUUUGGAUAUCUCAUGGUGUAUUGGCUCUCCAAUUACGGUCCAAUCAUUUUACUGGUAAAAUCUCACCACAAAUAUGCGAAAUGUCUUCCCUCAUUGUGUUGGAUAUUGCACAAAACACAAUAUCCGGUAAUAUACCCAGUUGUCUUAGUAAUAUUAAAACCCUACUUUUCAACAAUGUUUCACAUAACAAGCUUUCUUUUGAAUUUCCUUCACCAUCUCCUCACCGUUACUUCUUCUCUGACGACAGUCUAGAAUUGGUUACUAAAGGUCAAGUAUUAGAAUAUGAAAAAAACCUACACUUUAUGACCUUAAUUGAUAUGUCAAGUAACAAUUUGUCCGGAACAAUACCUCCACAAAUGUUUAGUCUCGUUGGAUUGCAUUCCUUGAAUUUAUCCAACAACAAAUUAGCAGGAGAAAUACCAGAUGAGAUAGGAAAUAUGAAAAACUUGGAGUCCCUCGAUUUUUCAACAAACCAACUUGGGGGAGAAAUUCCUCAGAGCUUAUCCAGAUUGUCCUUUUUGAGUUACAUGAACCUGUCAUUCAAUGAUUUGACAGGCAAAAUACCAUCAGGCACACAACUUCAAGGAUUCUCUACACUUAGUUACAUGGGCAAUCAUGAUCUUUGUGGACCUCCACUUACCAAAACGUGCUUUCCGAAUGAUAAACAUAAAGACAGAGAGGUUGUGCAUGAAGGUGGAAAUCAAUUUAAAUUUUUGACAUGGUUUUACAUCGGAAUGGAAUCUGGAUUUGUGACAGGCUUUUUGGGAGUUUGUUGUACUAUUUUGUUAAACAGAAAAUUGAGACAUGCUUCCAUUAAGUUUGUUUAUGACUUGAAAGAUCGAAUUCAUAAUAUGGUGGUGACAAACAUUAAUCGCUUCAGUUAA
This is a messenger RNA of Vigna umbellata (rice bean), 2295 nucleotides long. Lineage: Eukaryota; Viridiplantae; Streptophyta; Magnoliopsida; Fabales; Fabaceae. The record is from RefSeq and is a predicted model, not a curated record.